AUGGAACCUACCAUCGUGCUCUUUCUCACUCUGUUCCUGGCCUUCUUAGUGCUCCUGGUCAGAGGCCACUCAAAGGCGCAUGGCCGCCUCCCACCAGGACCCCGCCCUUUGCCCUUCUUGGGAAACCUCUUGCAGAUGGACAGAGGAGGCCUCCUCAAUUCUUUCAGGCAGUUUCGAGAAAAAUAUGGAGAUGUGUUUACCUUGUACCUGGGAUCAAAGCCGGUGGUCAUGUUGUAUGGGACAGAGGCCAUAAGAGAGGCUCUGGUGGACCAAGCGGAGGCUUUCUCUGGCCGGAUAACAAUUGCUGUGCUUAAACCUAUUUUCAUGGACUAUGGUGUGAUCUUUGCCAAUGGGGAACGCUGGAAGGCCCUUCGGCGAUUCUCUCUGGCCACCAUGAGAGACUUUGGGAUGGGAAAGCGGAGUGUUGAGGAGAGGAUUCAGGAGGAGGCCCAAUGCCUGGUAGAGGAGCUACGGAAAUCUCAUGGAGCACCUCUGGACCCCAAGUUCCUCUUUCAGUGCAUCACAGCCAAUAUCAUCUGUUCCAUUGUCUUUGGAGAGCGCUUUGACUACAAAGAUGGCCAGUUCCUGCGCCUGCUGGACCUGUUCUAUCAGACUUUCUCAAUCAUUAGCUCACUAUCCACUCAGAUGUUUGAGUUCUUUUCUGGCUUCCUGAAGUACUUUCCUGGUUCCCAUGUACAAGUUUGCAAAAACCUGCAGGAAAUCCUUGACUACAUUGGACACAGUGUGGAGAAGCACAGGCUAAACUUGGACCCCAGUAAUCCAAGAGACUUCAUUGAUACCUACCUUCUACGCAUGGAGAAGGAGAAGUCCAUCCCACACACGGAAUUCCAUCACAAGAACCUUGUGAUCACCGUGCUGUCUCUCUUCUUUGCUGGCACCGAGACCAGCAGCACCACGCUCCGCUAUGGCUUCCUGCUCAUGCUCAAAUACCCCCAUGUCGCAGAAAAAGUCCAGAAGGAGAUUGAUCAGGUGAUCGGUUCAAACCGCCUACCAACCCUUGACGACCGCACCAAAAUGCCAUACACUGAGGCUGUCAUCCAUGAAAUUCAGAGAUUUUCAGACCUUGUUGACAUCUUUGUAUCUCAUAAUGUCUCCUAGGACACUGAAGUGUACCCCAUCCUGAGCUCAGCUCUCCAUGACCCACAGCACUUUGAACAACCAGAUACCUUCAAUCCUGACCACUUCCUGGAUGCCAAUGGGGCACUGAAGAAAAAUGAAGCUUUUAUGCCCUUCUCUAUAGGAAAGCGCAUUUGUCUUGGAGAAGGCAUCGCCCGCAACGAAUUGUUCCUUUUCUUCACCACCCUCCUCCAGAACUUCUCUCUGUCCAGUCCCAUGGCUCCCAAGGACAUUGACCUCAGUCCCAAGGAGAAUGGCUUUGGAAGAGUGCCCCCAGACUACCAGAUUUGCUUCUUGGCCCGAUAA
This is a messenger RNA of Cricetulus griseus (Chinese hamster), 1443 nucleotides long. NCBI's taxonomy places the organism in Eukaryota, Metazoa, Chordata, Mammalia, Rodentia, Cricetidae. The record is from RefSeq and is a predicted model, not a curated record.